Molecule: messenger RNA, 192 nt
Organism: Clunio marinus
Lineage: Eukaryota; Metazoa; Arthropoda; Insecta; Diptera; Chironomidae
Source: the annotation of a GenBank genome assembly
AUGAUUCAUUCGGGCCAAAAACCAUAUCGUAUACAUAUCACUAUGACAAAUGCGAUUGAGAAAAAGAAAUUAUUUAUAUUGACAAAAGGAAGAGAUAAUAUUCAAGCGAAUAAAAGACAAACAAACAAAGUCGAAGGCAGACAGAAUUUUCAUGAAAUUUGGCGAUUAUAUGAUAUCAGUAAACAAAACUGA